Trichomonas vaginalis G3 is the source of this 956-nucleotide messenger RNA. RefSeq names its product protein of unknown function, DUF4106 family. NCBI's taxonomy places the organism in Eukaryota, Parabasalia, Trichomonadida, Trichomonadidae. The record is from RefSeq and is a predicted model, not a curated record. The transcript has a single exon. The annotation marks the transcript as partial.
AUGUACGCCGCUCAGAAUAUAACGCCAACAGUUUUGGAUGCCAUGAACGGAAAUGUUUCCGAAUGGUAUAACGAAUGCGACAAUGCCAUUAGAAGGUCAGAAAUAGUUCCUGGAACUUACGAAUAUACAACUGCUGUUUCUUAUGGAAACGUAGGUGAGUUUGGAGAAGGUUCUUCAACAACAGUAGAUAUUGCUUGCGACAGGUUUCAUAUUAUUUCUAUUGACAACUCAUUCUUAUACGUGGAACAAGACAUUGAAAUAAAACCUUCUGCCAAGUUGUCUGACAAGAAAGGUUGCAAUGGAAUUUUCUAUGUCGGAUACCAAUAUGCUCCAGAAGUUUUCAUGGGAUAUAAGAUAUAUUCUAACUCUGACUUAGUUCAAACAGUAACAUGGGCAAACUAUGAAUGGUUCGCUUUGAGAAACUCAGUACAACCACAAGCUAGAGAACAAACAGACCAGUAUGCAAAUAUUGAGAAAAUAAGAAGACUUGACCCUAACGUUCCAGGAGUUUAUGUUAACCUUUCUGGACAAACUGCAGCAGCAGUAACCAAAGUAAAACUGAAACUUAGAGUUCCUUUGUCAUCUUUCCUCAUCUUCAGGUUUUUAAGAUACUUGCCAAACUGGGCAGGAAAAAUUUCUAUCGAACUUACUCCAAGCAAAAAUAACUUAGUCAUUGCACCAACACAAGACCCAUUCACUCUUACAGACGUAAAGGGAACAAAUCAAACGUCAUUCGCCGAAUUUUGCAAAGACAAAGUUGACUUAGACUUUGGUUUCUCAAACUUCAACAAUGAAGUAAACUAUUAUUUCAAUGCUGCUGGAACUGCUUGGGACCCAGUUAAGUUCACAUGCGAAAAAUUUGAAUGCAAGAGAAUAGAAAGCAGACUUGCAGUCUAUAUGUUGGACCCAGAUAUUUCAAAUGCUUUAGCUGCCAAAUAUAUUGCAGUUCCACUUAU